This is a messenger RNA of Tachysurus fulvidraco (yellow catfish), 7656 nucleotides long. It is a transcript of the gene grk3, whose product is annotated as G protein-coupled receptor kinase 3. The transcript has 21 exons. Gene Ontology annotation, biological process: G protein-coupled receptor signaling pathway; regulation of signal transduction; protein phosphorylation. Gene Ontology annotation, molecular function: ATP binding; G protein-coupled receptor kinase activity; G protein-coupled receptor binding. Bases 2025 to 4091 code for a protein of 688 amino acids. The record is from RefSeq and is a predicted model, not a curated record. NCBI's taxonomy places the organism in Eukaryota, Metazoa, Chordata, Actinopteri, Siluriformes, Bagridae.
CUUGACGGCGAGCUGCGGUUGGUCGGAUAAUCUAGCAAAUAAAUAUUCAGCAAAUAUUUAUAUAGUUUCCUCGGAAGGAAGAUAUCGGGGGCAUUUAAAAAAAAAAAAAAAAGAAACAAAACAAAAAAAACAAGUGUAUAUUCAGACCUUUUGAAAAGCUUUGGGUGGUUUGAGACAUUGUGAACUAUGCCGGACGGCCGCGAGUUUGAAGCCUUUUUCAGCAGCUCAAUGCGGAUGCGUUGCGCCAACAGCUGAGUCGGGACUUAAAGAUGAGAAGCAAGAACACCAAGAGUCUUUUUACUUUCUAACGAACUAACAGAAAGCUGGAUGUUUUUCAGUUUCAGGGUUUUUAUUUAAGGCACUGAGGUUUUGCUCUUGAAACAGCGACGACAUGAAUAUUUAGUGUAGCUAACUGUCUAGCGAGCUAAGUGGCGGUUAUCGUUUUCUGGAUAACCAGCUAAGUGAGUUAGCCAUGAAAAUGAAGUUCCGCAAGAGUUAGCUUUGUGGUUUGCAAGGUUUGUUCGCCAAAGCCAGACCCAUUCUGUCUUUAAUUUUAACCGCUGUAGGUCUGUUUUACAUUAAUGGCACCUAACAGUUUGGAAGCCAACUGUAGCGUAUAGAAGUUUUACUUGGUAGUAUUAAUAGUCCGUGACAGUCACAUCAAGCUAACGUCGAGCUAACCAUUUUUCGAGCGCCCCCUCACUCCGCCAGGUAGUCCGUCGAAAAGUAAUCAUAUAAAACUGUAAUUAGUUUCCCACUGUGUAGCUUUAAGCCCGAAAUAGAUUCGUUAGACUGUUUGCUCAUGAUUGCUAUGUGGUAGACUUGAAUAAUGGCGAAAAUGUUGGGGCCAUAAAACUUCUAUCUACAAUUUGACGCUGCAUAUUCAGAACUAUUCGCUCGACAUCCUGUAAGAUUACGUUGUUUUGUUGAUCGGAAUAAAUUCAGUUGUUAAAUCUGACGGCACCUUUCUCUGUGGUCAAGUAAAAAUGGAGGAGCGAUAGCUGCUUUGAUAGUGGAACUGUUAUCAAGUGCUUUAGUUAAAUUAUAUAAAAUAUAUAUAUAUAGUGAAAGAUAACAAGAUAAACAACUAGCCAACACGCCUGAGCCGGAUGUAGUGAGCUAACGUGUUAACCACCUCGUUGAUAGCCAUUAUUUUUUAUCUUGUCAACAAGGUCUGGUCGGUUAAAACCCGUAGAAAUCGACCAUUUGUUCCUUCUUCGCCCGAGAGGUGCUGUGGGAGGAAGAGAAGUGUGUUUAAUAAAUGCGUCGUUUAGCUGGAAAUAUCUAUUUCGAUUCAUUCGGAAUUCUAAAAGAAAAACGUUAGCUAGCUAACAGCCGUCGCCCAUUUUCAUAUUUUUUGUAACUCCUUUUUAAAUGCUGGUUAGUUAUGUUAGUUUAACGAUAAACACGGGAUUUAAAUAUACAGACACGGGUCUUAUAGUUGCUGUUUUAAAUUGUGCGUUGUUUUAGGCAUUCUGUUUAAUUUAAUGUAAAGCCAGUCGCACGUUCUAGAAUCACAGCAGCGUGGUUUACGGCUUCUUACCCCGAGCUAGCUGGAUUAGCCAGCUAACAGGAUUUAUGUGUGAAUUUACGUUUGCCUACUUGGCUCGAUUUUGACAGUCUUAACCAGCAGGUGGGUUCUCGUAAUACGCUCUCUGCAAGUGGUGGGAGGCCGAGGGGGAACAUUUCAUAAAAAUAUUACUGUAAGGUUGAGGGUUAUUUGCACUUGCGUUCACGCUGUAGUUUUUACCCUUAGAAACCCAGCGCUAAUCAACAUUGCCGCCCGCAGUAGAAACCCCUCUUUGCAUGAAUCUUGUGUUAUUUGUUACAAUGCCCGUAUUUUGAACCUCGGCAAAUCGAAACGAAGAAGACGGAAGGGCUUGAUCGAUGGUCGCCCGGGACUCCCGCACUGUCACCGUGCUGUUGGCUUUGUGUUGAUUACCCUGCUGUCUUUCGUGAUCUCUUUGUCCCUGUGUCAUUCCCGCGGCUGUUUCUACAUCGAUUCGAUUGAGCCACGGUUGAAGAUGGCGGAUCUAGAGGCAGUUCUCGCCGAUGUCAGCUAUUUGAUGGCGAUGGAGAAGAGCAAGUCGACUCCAGCGGCCCGAGCAAGCAAGAAGAUCAUUCUCCCUGAACCCAGUAUUCGGAGUGUGAUGCAGAAGUACUUGGAAGAGAGAGAUGAGCUCACCUUUGACAAAAUCUUCAACCAGAAGAUUGGGUUCCUGCUAUUUAAGGAUUUCUGUAUGAAUGAAAUAGACGAGGCCGUUCCCCAGCUGAAGUUCUAUGAAGAGAUUAAAGAAUAUGAGAAAUUGGACUCUGAGGAGGAGAGACUAAGUCGCAGUCGGCAGAUAUAUGAUGGCUACAUUAUGAAGGAGCUCCUGUCAUGCUCACAUCCUUUCUCUAAGAAAGCCGUGGACCAUGUCCAGUCUCACUUGGCUAAGAAACAGGUGCCUCCAUCCCUCUUUCAGCCAUACAUUGUUGAAAUCUGUGACAGUCUGCGAGGAAAGAUCUUUCAGAAGUUCAUAGAAAGCGACAAGUUUACUCGUUUCUGCCAGUGGAAGAAUGUAGAGCUAAAUAUCCAUUUAACCAUGAACGAUUUUAGUGUUCAUCGGAUCAUUGGUAGAGGUGGGUUCGGAGAGGUGUAUGGCUGCAGGAAGGCUGACACAGGAAAAAUGUAUGCCAUGAAGUGUUUGGAUAAGAAGCGGAUUAAGAUGAAGCAGGGUGAGACCCUGGCACUCAAUGAGAGAAUCAUGCUGUCUUUGGUCAGCACAGGGGACUGUCCAUUUAUCGUGUGUAUGACGUAUGCUUUCCAUACUCCUGAUAAGCUGUGUUUCAUUCUGGACUUGAUGAAUGGUGGGGAUCUCCACUAUCAUCUUUCUCAACAUGGAGUAUUUAGUGAGAAGGAAAUGCGUUUCUAUGCAGCAGAAAUUAUCCUGGGUUUGGAGCACAUGCACAACCGUUUUGUUGUCUACCGAGACCUUAAGCCUGCCAACAUCCUCCUAGAUGAGCACGGCCAUGUUCGCAUCUCUGACUUGGGUUUAGCCUGCGAUUUCUCAAAGAAGAAACCCCAUGCCAGUGUGGGCACCCAUGGCUAUAUGGCACCAGAGGUUCUGCAAAAAGGGACAGCAUAUGAUAGCAGCGCUGACUGGUUUUCACUGGGCUGCAUGCUGUUUAAACUUCUGCGAGGGCACAGUCCAUUCCGGCAACACAAGACCAAAGACAAACAUGAGAUUGACCGAAUGACACUUACUAUGAAUGUAGAGUUGCCAGACUCCUUUUCAUCUGAACUAAAGUCUCUUUUGGAAGGACUUCUACAAAGAGAUGUGGCAAAGAGAUUGGGCUGCCAGGGUCAGGGGGCUUCAGAAGUGAAGGAACAUCUGUUUUUCAAAGGAAUCGACUGGCAACAGGUCUAUCUCCAGAAGUAUUCUCCACCACUGAUUCCUCCUCGUGGAGAGGUGAAUGCUGCUGACGCCUUCGACAUUGGUUCUUUUGAUGAGGAGGACACCAAAGGCAUAAAGCUGCUGGACAGUGAUCAGGAGCUGUAUAAAAACUUUCCCCUGGUGAUCUCAGAGCGCUGGCAACAGGAGGUGGCUGAAACGGUGUAUGAGGCAGUCAACAGUGACACGGAUAAGAAUGAGGCACGCAAGCGAGCCAAGAACAAGCAACAAGGCCACGAGGAGGACUAUGCCUUGGGCAAGGACUGCAUCAUGCAUGGCUACAUGCUGAAGCUUGGAAACCCAUUCCUGACUCAGUGGCAGCGCCGAUACUUCUACCUGUUUCCUAACCGUGUAGAAUGGAGAGGAGAGGGCGAGUCUAGGCAAAACCUCUUAACAAUGGAGCAGAUAGUGACUGUUGAAGAGACGCAGAUCAAAGACAAGAAAUGCAUCCUGCUGAGGAUCAAAGGAGGCAAACAGUUUGUCCUGCAGUGUGAGAGUGACCCAGAGUUUGUACAAUGGAAGAAGGAGCUGAAUGAAGCAUUCACAGAGGCUCAGAAGCUGCUACGUCGUGCUCCCAAAGUGAUCGGCAAGGGCCGUGCCGGUGUGGUGGAACUAUCCAAACCACCGCUGACACACCGCAACAGUAACGGCUUGUGAGCCACUGUUGUCUUUUGCCCCAACGCUUCCUCAUUAUCAAGCAUCCUUUUACACUUGCAGACAUGGCACCACCUGUUUCAGCUUUCUCUCCAUUUUCGCCACAAUCAAUAAAGCGUCUUAACUGUUUAAAGGCAGUUCUCCACAUGGUCUGUCUGGAGUUCUACUUGACUAUAACUAUUGUUUCGUCUGUCUAGCACACGCACACUCGCCCACUUGCAGAUUGACACACCGGCCCAGCUGCCGUUCUCGGAUAACAGUGAAGGACCAAUGUUAAUGUCAAUGCUGAUUGAAGACGUUUAUGUGAACAAGAAUGAACACGAGUCAUCCAGUGACAUUGUGUCCUUGCUCAUUGUGUCCUUUCACCUCUUGCUCUUUUAAUCUGUGAACUUCCUAGUCCUUGCUCAGUGUUUUUCCCCAGGCAGGGCCUGGCAUCAGCUGCCCCCUACCCAAGCACACAUGUACAUAGACUGGUGUGUGAUGCUAUGGGAAGCUGAAUCCUGUGCUCCUGCUGCUCUUCCCACUACUGUGAAUGUGUUUGUCUCUGUAUGCUCAGGAUGAAACUCUGUGUGAAAAUGCAGGUAGUGGGCCACCUGGGUCCAUGCAGGCAGAGAUAGUGGGCUGCAUGCUGUUUUUAGUCAGCAUUGAUGCCACCAUAGUGGAGGCUGGUAGAAUGUCUUUCUGUCCUAACUUCUAGUGCUUGUACAAUGAGUCAAAUGAAAUUCUGGCAAUGCUGAGGUCUAGUUUGAUGUAAUUCCUCAUUUAUCUUUGUGUAAUAGCCAGGGCCACCUUAACUUGGCCCAUUUCUUGAAUGCAUUAUGGUUGACCUCUAACAUAACUAGAUGUUGGUUGCCAAAGGUGCCCAGUUGCAGUCCGAGAUAACCAGUGUCCAGCAUAUUUUCUGUACUUAAACACAUCUUUCAUCUUAGCAAUUUAUUAAGAGGGUGAGAAGGGAUGUUGGAGCAGAGAAAUCACCAAAUUCUGCUUGAUUCAAGCUUUUAAGGACUGCAACUGGUUAUCUGCGCUUUCAAGCUUCAAAUGCAUACAGAUUGGUGGGACGUGAUGAUUGGGCUGUUGGCCCUACUCUCUCCACUUUUGCCUUUCUUUCUACUCAAAGCAGUUUCUCAACAAUUCCAUUAUGAUGUUCUGCACUGAGGAGAUUGUCAGUGAUUAUGAAUGCACUCCUUCAUGAGAUAAGAUUUGAUAGUAAUUAACUGAGUGUGAAAUUUGGUAUUUAGCCCUUUAAGGGAUCAAAAUGAAUUUCUGUUGCUGAUUGUGCACUCGCAUGGAGCAAUGUGUAUUUUGUGUGUGCAUGUGUGUGUUUGGUCACUUGAUUGUUAUGGGGCCCGAAAUGUGUGGCCAGUGGAAUUUCAGUACACAUCAUUCCCUUGGUUGUACUAUUGUGUGCCUCAAGAGGGAUAUAUUUCAUUGGUUCGUAUUGGAAAUACGAGAUGCCACAGUCCUUUCCCAUACAGCCUCCAGCCCACUGCACCUUCUCCAAACCCUCAAUCCUAUCCAUACCAUUUGAAGUGCAAAAAGUGCCAACACAGAGCGAGGAUUCUUUAAGCCAAGUCUGUUUGACUUCAUUGUGACUCCAAUGUAAAUGACGGAGAAAAAAGCAAAACAGACUGCAUUCUCCCUGUUUCACAUGCCCACCUCUUUUGGGAAUGCUCUGAUGGACAAAAAAGUGCAACACAAAAAAAAAAAAGACAGAUUUGAAAAUAUAAGGAGAAUUGCACAGUCCUUAUCUGACUAUAUAUAAAGAACCAGUCCUUUCUCUGUGCAUCUACAGUAUACUCUUCUUGAAAGAUGUUUGCUUAUUUGGGGGAUUAUUCUGUCUGCCUGUCUUUCUGUUUUGUUUUUUGUCUUGGCUUUGGGGAAAGAGUGGGUUGGGUUUGAUGGCUUUCCAAUUGUUCAUGCAUACCUCAGGAUAAUGUGUGUGGAAACCUGAAUGAAAGCAGAGUGACUUCUUUCUUUUCACCUCCUGCAUGUGUCUGUGUGGCCAUCAUCCAUCUGCAGGUGGACAGACUGUUAACAUCAGCAGUGAACAUAUGUUAAUAUCCUACCCAAAUUGAGGAAAUUCCUUUGAGAAGGAUGAGCUACAGGGACAGUGGGGAGGGAAACAAACCAUUUGUUGUAAUGCUUGAUUUCAGUUUAGUUUUAAUUUUUUAUAUUGUUUUGAAUGUGACAAUGCAAAUUUCUAAUUGAAUUUUUUGAAAUAUGUGCAUUUUUGACUGGCAGAAAAUAGCACAGCUAAAAGGUGGAUUUGAAAAGUGAAUUUAGCUUUCUUUCGUUUUUAUUUGUAUAUUUCAGGUUUUCCAUUCAAUAGCUUUUAUAAGUGGUUCUUGUCCAUGCUUUUUAAAAGGAGACUUUGAUUUGCAUGUAAUCCGGAGUUUUGCAAUAUAUUAUUAUAUAGCAAAACUCAGGAUCGCUUGCAAAUCAAACUCUCUGUUUUUAUAGCCUUUAAGUGUCAGGGAGGUGCCAUCCUAGAGGAAGAUUUAAAGAUGAACUUUGAGGGUCUUAGUUGUAAAACCAAAUCAGUUUGGACAUUAGAGUUUAAUCACUGUACCACUAGAAUUCACAAGCUCACAAAAAAUGUGCCAAAAGACUGUAGGUAACAUUUUUGCUGUGCACUCUGCACGCAAUUCACCAUAUACAUUCCCUUCAAGCCAAAAUUGGUACGUUUUACUGAUUAAUAACUAUGAUUGAGGAAAGGUACAAAAGUGUGACCAAAUUUAGGUGGUCCAGUGGGAGCAGAUUUUGGAUGUCACCAACACACUGGAAAGUGUCUGUCUACCAAGCAACCAGGCCAUCACUGGCACCUGUCAAGAAAGGCAUUUUACUCACCCAUUUCUCAAAGCUGGAGCACCUCCAACAAUCCCGAAUAAUCUUCUUCUGUUCAGGGGUUUUGUAUUUUAUGUUUAUUUCAGCUUUUUAUUCACCAUGUUGAUGUUUCAUUCAAAUGCUUGUGUGUCUGUUUUGUAGGGAUUAGUUUAUCUGGUGAAAGCAGGUAUUAAUGGCAGGUAUCAAAAGACAGCAAAUAGGAAAAAUAAAGUAAAUAUAUAUGUAUAUGAAAUUACAAAUUAUUUAGGUUUAUUUAAAGGGUAAAUUACAAAAACCUGGGCUGGGAUUGGGUUCAAUGUGAGUUUCAAAUAUUUGUGGUAAAGAAUCAGCUCAAUUCUUGCACAUAAAUUUAGAUAGUGUACCUACAGAAUGCAGAUUAUUAUUUUUGUCUGUUUAUUACAAGAUUCUCUUGCUUUCUUUCAUAUUUAUUGUCCUGCUAGGGAGUUAAUCCCUUAAUGCUAACUAUACAUGUACAGUACAUGGGUUUUGCUAGAGCACGGAGCUGUAGAAGGUUCCAGUUUACAGUUGCCACAAACUUUUUCUUCUUCCCUUCCUUUUUUUGUGCUACAAGCAAACGCAAGUACUACUGUAUAGGUUAUUACCAUUCAAAUUAAGGCAGUUAUUAUUAUUGCUGAAGAUGACCAGUAAUUAUCCCCAGAGAAGCUAGAAACGUGUUGGACUACCAAUUUAAAGUUCAGAAUAAAAGCCCUUUUUGUGUUCUUUG